Messenger RNA from Oikopleura dioica, 732 nucleotides. The record is from the annotation of a GenBank genome assembly. NCBI's taxonomy places the organism in Eukaryota, Metazoa, Chordata, Appendicularia, Copelata, Oikopleuridae.
AUGAAACUUUUCGGAUUUUUCGCUGUUUCUUCCGCUUUCGCCAACCAAGAACUGUACGAGAUGUUCGACAAUAGCCAGAUCGCCGAGAGUGCGAGAACAGGAACCAACAACGUGAACCAGUUCACGAUGUUCUACGCCCAGAUGGCAAAUAUGCCCAACUUUCUUGAUUUCGCCGCCCAAGAAUGGAACUACGGAUGCUGGGGACAAAUCGACGGGGUCGAAGCGCGCCCUGGUCAUGGAGAAGCGAUCGAUGUGAUUGACCAGCUCUUCCAGGACUGGGUCAAGUGCAAGGAGUGCAUGAGCAUGGACUUUACCGACUCCUGUGACAUCGACAACGUCGCCUACGAGGUCGGCAUGGAUCCCGCAACUGGUCGAAUCGAGUGCUCAGGAAACUCAGGCUGCCCAAAAGCUCGAUGCGAUUGCGAUGAGACCCUCGCUUUCGGAAUCAUCGAGAACUGGGACUCGUACAAUCCAGAAAACGAACCACAGAAUGGCUUUGAUUUCGAUGCUUCCUGCCAGCCUCAUCCAAAAACGCCAACAAGUGGAGGCGCCGGUGGCUCCUGCACCAACGUUGGCGACAAUACCAGACGAUGCUGUGGCGAGUAUCCAAAGCGAUUUCCGUACGACGACAAGGCUGGCUGCUUUCUGUGCUGCGACAGCGCCGGCAAGAUUUUCAACAUCAACCGACACGGCUGCUGCGGAGAUGUUCUUGGUACCGUCGGUUGCGUCUAG